AUGGACAAAGAGAAGACCCCUUUUGGUAUUACAUCUGAUGGAGUAUUAUUAUACAGGGACAGGUUGUGUGUACCUGAUGUUGCUGGGCUACGGCAACAGAUGGCACUGUAUGAGGCACUGUAUGGCAGAAAAUGCAGGUCACCUAUAGGCUGGUUCGAUGUGGGUGAAACUAAGUUAAUUGGCCCAGAUCUAAUUCAGCAGGCAGUUGAGAAGGUGAAGCUUAUUCAGGAACGAUUAUUGGCAGCUGAAAGUCGACAAAAAGCAUAUGUUGACAACCGGCAUCGACCUUUAGAGUUCCAAGUGGAUGACUGGAUUGUCCGUAAAGUAGGCAAGGUUGCCUAUGAAUUGGAUCUACCAGCUGAUUUAGACGUAGUACAUCCGGUGUUCUACGUGUCCAUGCUUCAUAAAUUCGUUGGCGAUCCUUCUAGAGUAUUUCCUGUGCAGGACAUCCAAGUGACCGAGGAGCUACCCUAUGAGGAACAGCCGAUGGCUAUUUUAGAUCGUCAGGUAAGGAGGUUACGCACCAAAGAUGUGGCAUCUGUCAAAGUAUUAUGGCGCAACAACAACCGAGAAGAAAUGACUUGGGAGGCGGAGGAAGAAAUGAAUAAAAAGUAUCCUCAGUUGUUUUCUGUACCCACAGGUAACUUAAGUUCCUUAUUACCUAUAUUGGUUAGAUAA
This is a messenger RNA of Solanum dulcamara, 678 nucleotides long. RefSeq lists its product as uncharacterized. The transcript is spliced from 3 exons. Bases 1 to 678 code for a protein of 225 amino acids. Lineage: Eukaryota; Viridiplantae; Streptophyta; Magnoliopsida; Solanales; Solanaceae. The record is from RefSeq and is a predicted model, not a curated record.